Erythranthe guttata (spotted monkey flower) is the source of this 668-nucleotide messenger RNA. The record is from RefSeq and is a predicted model, not a curated record. Lineage: Eukaryota; Viridiplantae; Streptophyta; Magnoliopsida; Lamiales; Phrymaceae.
AAAAGGGAUAAUCAAAGAUGGGGGGGGGGCGAAGGGGUUGUAUUGCAGUCUCAACUUCGGUUGUUUUAGUGGCGAUGGGGUUUUCCUGCGCAGACCGAUGAAAUGAGUCUUAUUUGCUUGUGGAGGAGGAUGAUGAUGAUACCCAUUUGGACGGCGGACGGAAUGUUACAGUGGGCAAUUGGUCAUUCAGAUCCAGCAAAGUUAAAAGAAACUACAUUAAACGUGCAGCGCCUUUCUCCUGAAGAGCUGAAGCAACGUCAGAUGGAAAUCAAGGAACUGGAGAAAUUACAGAUGCCAUCAGAUGCAAAAUUGAUGAUAGUUGCAAUAAAUGAUUUGAAUAAUUUAUCUCUAUCUUUAGAGGACCGCCGUCGUGCGUUACAGGAGCUCCUUGUACUUGUUGAGCCGAUAGAAAAUGCAAAUGAUUUGCACAAACUUGGAGGGCUCACUGCAGUGAUAAGGGAACUUAACAAUCCAAACGCAGAAAUAAGAAUAAUCUCUGCUUGGAUUCUUGGCAAAGCCAGCCAAAACAAUCCUUUUGUUAUGAAAUUGGAGAGGAUUCACAAUAUUGGUAGUAUUCCAUUUCUUAGAAACCGUUAACCGAUUGAAACGUAUUAAAAGGAAAAAGGGGAAAAAUGAGCUUAAAAACAAGAGAAAAUUAACCUAAGAUC